GUGCAGUGGGGCCAGGGCUGGACAUGGCCCCUGGUCCCCAGCCUGCGUCCUGCCUGCGUGGCGGCCCCCUGGGCCUCACGUGUCUGUCUCUUCUGCUCAUCCCUGCUGCAGCUGGAACCUACUGUGAAUGCAGCCUUGGCCUCAGCCGGGAGGCCCUCAUCGCCCUCCUUGUGGUGCUGGCGGGCGUCAGUGCCAGCUGCUUCUGUGCCCUUGUCAUCGUGGCAGUUGGUGUCUUGCGGGCUAAGGGUGAAACAUGCCCGAGACUAGUGGACAACAGGUUGGUGGAGAAUUUUGGGGUCCAGGAAAAUCGCAUGGACCUGCACCCGGUAUAUGUGGAGUCCCAGCUAAUGGAUGCUGACCUGGAGGUCUCCAUGAUGCCACCACUAGAGGAUCAGAGCCUUGUGGCCAUUCCCAUGGAGGCUUCUCCAGAGGAGCCGCCGCCACCCCCGCCCCUACCACCUGAGUAGGGCUGAGGGCAGCUGGGGGAGGGGAAUUAAAGUGUAUUUAGUGGUUGUGCACUGUCCUCCCUGCAGGC
Messenger RNA from Rhinopithecus roxellana (golden snub-nosed monkey), 535 nucleotides. It is a transcript of the gene TMEM210, whose product is annotated as transmembrane protein 210. Lineage: Eukaryota; Metazoa; Chordata; Mammalia; Primates; Cercopithecidae. Bases 24 to 467 code for a protein of 147 amino acids. The transcript has 4 exons. The record is from RefSeq and is a predicted model, not a curated record.